ACCCAGAGCAAAAGAGCGGAAAACCAGAAAGGACCAAAGAGAGGAGGUCCAAGUGGAUACCUGUUGCUGAGAACUGAGUCUAGACGCCAGAAGAACCUUCCAGGCUGCGACUCACAGUUCUAGCACUGCCUAGGAGAUCGUGGUGGCCCCAGCUUAGAAUCUGCAGAAGCACACAGCUCCAUCCAUACCACUCAGGGUAUGGAGCCUCUGGACCAGUCUAGCCAGGAUAUCACCAGCUUGCUCAGCCUUGGAGUCGACUAUGAGAAGGAACUACAGGAUAUGAAUGCUGCGGUGCUGUCGCCUACUGAAGAGUUCAAAGAGGAGGAAGAGGAUGCACAGUCUGAGCCUGGGCAAGGCACAGCAGCAGCAGGAGAAGAGUCAAAGUUGGCAGGAGCCCAAGGCGGAGAAGAAAAAGAUGGCGGCGGCGGCGGCGGCGCAGGAGCUCCUGGCCGCCUAUGGAAAGAAAACCGCGAGGGCAGCAGCGGCAGCGGUGGCGACGAUCAGGACAGCCACCAGAGCGAGAAGGAACCCAGACAGCAGGAUUCACUCCCACCGGGCGCUGUCGGGGGGCUGGAGCCUGGCAACGCGCAGGAGCCCAGCGUCCACAAAUUCACCCCCUUGCAAAACAAAGAAAAGCAAUCUCAGAUGCUCUAA
Messenger RNA from Cercocebus atys (sooty mangabey), 654 nucleotides. RefSeq names its product rhox homeobox family member 2B-like. The transcript has 2 exons. The record is from RefSeq and is a predicted model, not a curated record. Lineage: Eukaryota; Metazoa; Chordata; Mammalia; Primates; Cercopithecidae. Bases 199 to 654 code for a protein of 151 amino acids.